AAAAUCGUAAACAAAUCACUUUGCCGGGGAAAAAUUGCUGUUUUUACGAGUUUUUCGCGGAAAAUCAAGAUGAAAAUCGCUGUGGAGGGCUGCGCUCAUGGCGAACUCGAGAAAAUUUAUGACGUCAUCGCGGAAUUGGAACAGCAACAAAAUGUAAAAGUGGAUUUGUUGAUUUGCUGCGGCGAUUUUCAGAGUACCCGGAAUCUGGAUGACUUGGAUUGUAUGGCGGUGCCGCCGAAACAUCGCGAUAUUUGUACUUUUUACAAGUAUUACAACGGGGAAAAACGCGCCCCAAUGCUGACUUUGUUCAUCGGCGGCAAUCACGAAGCUUCGAAUUACUUGCAGGAGCUUCCGUAUGGCGGAUGGGUCGCUCCCAACAUCUAUUACAUGGGCUAUGCGGGCGUCGUGAACGUCAACGGGGUCCGAAUUGCAGGAAUUUCCGGCAUUUACAAGGCUCACGACUAUUUCCGGGGACAUUUUGAGGCGGCACCAUACAAUGACAGCACUCUUCGGUCCGUUUAUCACCAACGCCAGCUCGAGGUUUUCCGUCUUUCACAACUUACGCCCAAAAUUGACGUUUGUAUCUCGCAUGAUUGGCCUCUGGGAGUCACAAAAUACGGAAAUGUCGGGCAACUCAUACGUUUUAAGCCAUUUUUCCGGGAUGAAAUCGAGAAUAACACUCUUGGAAGUCCUCCGUGUGAAGAAUUACUGCACAAAUUGAGGCCAAAAUAUUGGUUUUCCGCACAUUUGCAUUGUAAAUUCUCGGCAGUGGUGCCGCAUGACGAAGAAGGAAGCGAAACAAAGUUCCUGGCGCUCGAUAAAUGUCUCCCGAAACGAAGAUUUUUACAGCUUUUGGACAUUGAAGAGCCCGAAAAUGCUGAAAAGGGAUUUUUCUACGAUUUGGAGUGGUUGACGGUGCUGAGUCAGACAAAUUCCUUACUCAGUGUGCAACGAACGCCGAAUUACAUGCCCGGUCCGAACGGAAAUGAGCGUUUCGACUUUCGCCCCACGGAGGACGAGAUGAAAAUCGUUCGUGACAAAUUCCCGGAUCUUCGUAUCCCGGAAAAUUUCCAAAAAAUCAGUCCCGCCUACAAUCCGAACGACAAUCGGCGUCACGGAACGAUGCCAGAAGCGCAAGUUAACAUGCAAACGACCACUUUUUGUGACAAACUCGGCAUCGAUGAUCCUCUAAGUCUCGUUUUAUUGCUUUCCGGCAAGGAACUCAACUACUCGACGUCGAAUAUGAGUCACGAGGAGACUCCUGCGUCAACGUUGGACGACACAGGAAACGUUUCUGGCAAUUUUUCACCGCCUCCAGCAAGUGAUUUGCCAAAACCCGUAUGGAUGAUGGAAGAUCGCAGCGGAGAUCCCGACAAAAUUGACUUGGAUGACGACGAUGAGGACGAAGCAGCGCUCGCGGAAGCUUUCACAGCGAAAUAUUCGACGCCAUUCAAGUCAGUUUUAGGCUUAAGCUCGGAAACGAAACCAGCUUCGACGCCAAAUCGCAUGAAAAUGACACUGCCAAGUCCGAAAUUCGAAAGUUGUUUGGGCACAAAUGCGGAAAGUGUCGAAAAAAAGAUGCCUGAAAGUGUCGAAGAGGAAGCGACGCCCGUGAAAAAGUUCAAAAGACGAAAUCAGGAGAUUUAUGCGACUCCCAGUGAUGAAUGACGUACAAAAAAUUAAUAAAAAAAUAUUUUUUUCGUAAAUGCGAGUUAAUUUUUUAGUCAAAAAAAGUUAUAGGAUGUCCCUUUUAUCCGUUUCUGGCAACUCGAAUGGCUCAACAUCACAGUAG
Messenger RNA from Culicoides brevitarsis, 1792 nucleotides. RefSeq names its product lariat debranching enzyme (gene ldbr). The transcript is spliced from 2 exons. Gene Ontology annotation, molecular function: RNA lariat debranching enzyme activity. NCBI's taxonomy places the organism in Eukaryota, Metazoa, Arthropoda, Insecta, Diptera, Ceratopogonidae. Gene Ontology annotation, biological process: mRNA splicing, via spliceosome. The record is from RefSeq and is a predicted model, not a curated record. Gene Ontology annotation, cellular component: nucleus. Bases 70 to 1668 code for a protein of 532 amino acids.